AUGGAGUCAUUGUGGCGUCAGUCAGUAUCCGUGCCUGGAGUCUCUAAUGAUAAUGCAGCGCCAGACAAAAAUCUCACACAUCAUAUGAAUGUGAUAUCGUCUGUGGAUAGCAGAUCUGAUGGCCAAACCGAAGCCGUCAACCGGAACUUGGAAAACCUUUUGCGCUGCUUGGUGACGGAUAAUCAAGCUUCCUGGGACCUACUUCUCCCUCAAGCAGAAUUUGCUUACAACAACUUUGUGAAUAGGAGUAAUAUUGGUCACUCUCCUUUUGAAGUCGUGACAGGAACUAAGCUACGCCUUCCUUGUGACUUAUUUCCGCUUCCCAAUCCCAUACACCAUAGUGAAGCAACUGAAUAUUUUUCUCGAGACAUCCAGCAACCCCAUAUUGAUGUCCGGUGCAAGCUCACACUGAGCGCGAACUCUUACAAGGCCGCAGUGGAACCACAUAGGCGACAUGUUGAGUUUUAG
Messenger RNA from Alnus glutinosa, 468 nucleotides. RefSeq lists its product as uncharacterized. Gene Ontology annotation, molecular function: nucleic acid binding. The record is from RefSeq and is a predicted model, not a curated record. The coding region runs from base 1 to 468 and encodes 155 amino acids. The transcript is spliced from 2 exons. NCBI's taxonomy places the organism in Eukaryota, Viridiplantae, Streptophyta, Magnoliopsida, Fagales, Betulaceae.